CUUGAUUGCAAACAUCAACACUAGAUGGUGAAAUGUUUGUAGGAGGAUAUAGAGGAUUCAGUUCUCUCUCCUUAAACCUUUCACCACUAUACCGACUCUCAGUUUUCAGUCUUCGUUACCGCCGGAGAAUCACUACUAGUAAUGGGUCUCACCGUUAUCCUCAACAGGAUUUCUUCUCCGGCAUUGUGUACAUUUCUGAGCUCGUUUCAGCAUUUGCCCAUCUUGGAACGCGUAUCAAUUUCGAUUCAUUUAGCUCUGUUUCUUCUCUUUCUCUUCUUCGCAUCAUUCAGACGGGUAGUCGCUUGUGUUGGCCGAGUUCGUGUCAUCAAGGAAGACCCACUGAAUGCAAAUUCAAUUCCUGUUGGUCGUCAGAGUGAAGAUGGAACCUACAAUGUUGAGAUUGGUACGGGUUUCAAAGUUUCCGUUUUCUGCUGUUUCUAUGUUCUGUUUCUGCAAGUUUUGGUGUUAGGGUUUGAUGUAGCCGGCUUAAUUCGAGAUAGAGCAAAUGGGAAGAGCAGUGACUUGUUCCUUCUUUACUUGCCUGCUGCUCAAGCUCUAGCUUGGUUCGUAUUGAGCUUUUCGGCCUUCUGCUGUAAAUUUAAGGCUUUGGAGAAAUUCCCUUUGAUGCAGAGGAUUUGGUGGUUUGUGUCUUUCAAUCUCUGUAUGUGUACUCUGUAUAUUGAUUGUGAAGGAUUGUUGAUACACGGCUCGAAGUUCUUGAAUUCACAUGUUGUGGCAAACUUUGCUGCCACUCCGGCCCUGGCUUUCCUCUGUCUUGUUGCUGUUGGAGGUGCCACGGGUAUACAGAAACAUAGAAACCCCAGUCUUCGAGAGCCAUUGCUGCUGCUUGAAGAAGAAGAAGAAGCGGGGUGCCUUAAGGUGACCCCUUAUAACGAUGCUGGGCUGUUGAGCCUGCUCACACUCUCUUGGCUGAACCCUCUUUUGUCAGUUGGCGCAAAAAGGCCGCUUGAGCUUAGGGAUGUCCCUCUUCUGGCACCAAAAGAUCGAACCAAGUUUAAUUAUAAAGUUUUGAACUCAAACUGGGAGAAAUUGAAGCAAGAGAAUCCCUCUAAGCAGCCUUCAUUAGCUUGGGCAAUUUUGAAGUCUUUCUGGAAGGAGGCAGCCUUUAAUGCUGUAUUUGCUGGUCUGAAUACUCUUGUUUCGUUUGUGGGUCCUUAUAUGAUCAGCUACUUUGUGGACUACUUGGGUGGAAAUCAGACUUUCCAUAAUGAAGGUUAUGUUCUUGCAGCAAUCUUCUUCACAGCCAAGCUGGUGGAGACCAUUACAACCAGGCAAUGGUACCUUGGGGUAGACAUAUUGGGCAUGCACGUGAGAUCAGCUCUUACGGCUAUGGUGUACCGGAAGGGACUGAGGCUCUCAAGCACGGCCAGGCAGAGCCACACCAGUGGAGAGAUUGUAAAUUACAUGGCAGUUGAUGUGCAGAGAGUAGGGGAUUACUCGUGGUACCUCCAUGACAUAUGGAUGCUUCCCCUGCAGAUAAUUCUUGCUCUAGCUAUUCUGUAUAAGAAUGUUGGGAUAGCCUCAGUUGCAACACUGAUUGCCACCAUUAUCUCCAUUGCUGUUACUGUUCCUCUUGCAAAAAUGCAAGAAGAGUAUCAGGACAACUUGAUGGCUGCCAAGGAUGAAAGGAUGAGAACGACCUCUGAGUGUCUGAGGAACAUGAGGAUUCUCAAGUUGCAAGCAUGGGAGGACAGAUACCGAGUGAAGCUGGAGGAAAUGAGGCAUGUGGAAUUCAAGUGGCUUCGGAAAGCACUCUACUCCCAGGCUUUCAUUACAUUCAUCUUUUGGGGCUCCCCUAUAUUUGUUGCGGUCAUCACUUUUGGUACUUCUAUACUGUUGGGUGGUCAGCUUACAGCAGGAGGUGUUCUUUCCUCUCUGGCCACCUUCAAGAUUCUCCAAGAACCUUUAAGAAAUUUCCCAGACUUGAUCUCGAUGAUGGCGCAAACAAAGGUUUCUCUUGAUCGCAUUUCUGGAUUCUUGCAGGAGGAAGAAUUGAAGGAAGAUGCUACUAUUGUUUUCCCUAGGAGCUUCACAAACAUCGCAGUUGAAAUUAAGGAUGGUGAAUUUUGCUGGGACCCUUCCUCCUCAAGGCCAACAUUGUCAGGAAUACAUAUGAGAGUUGAGAGGGGGAUGUGUGUGGCUGUUUGUGGUAUGGUUGGUUCUGGAAAGUCAAGCUUCCUUUCUUGCAUCCUUGGAGAGAUACCAAAAAUCUCUGGCGAAGUUAGAAUAUGUGGGUCUGCCGCUUAUGUUUCUCAGUCAGCCUGGAUACAAUCAGGAAACAUAGAAGAAAAUAUUCUUUUCGGCAGCCCUAUGGACAAAGCCAGGUACAAGAAUGUCCUUCAUGCUUGUUCAUUGAAAAAGGAUUUGGAGCUCUUCUCGCAUGGAGAUCAGACCAUCAUUGGUGAUAGAGGCAUUAAUCUAAGUGGGGGCCAAAAGCAAAGAGUGCAGCUUGCAAGGGCACUGUACCAAGAUGCAGACGUUUAUUUGCUUGAUGAUCCCUUCAGUGCAGUAGAUGCACAUACAGGAUCAGAAUUGUUUAAGGAGUACAUAUUAACAGCAUUGGCUAGUAAGACUGUGAUUUUUGUGACGCAUCAAGUUGAGUUUCUGCCAGCUGCAGAUCUGAUAUUGGUCUUUAAGGAGGGCUGUAUCAUACAAGCUGGAAAAUAUGAAGACCUUUUGCAUGCUGGAACUGAUUUCAACAACUUAGUUUCAGCUCAUCAUGAAGCAAUUGAAGCUCUGGAUAUUCCUGUACACUCAUCUGAUGAAUCAGAUGGGAAUGUUCCUCCUGAGGGUUCUGUUAUGUUUAAAGAAAAAUGUGGUUCAACUGAAAAUACUAUGAACAACUUAGCGAAGGAUGUAGUUGAAAAUGAGUCAACAUCAGAGCAGAAAGCUAUUAAGGAAAAAAAGAAAGCAAAACGCUCAAGGAAAAAACAGCUUGUUCAGGAAGAGGAACGUGAAAGGGGAAGAGUUAGCAUGAAGGUGUACCUGUCAUAUAUGGCUGCAGCUUAUAAAGGCUUAUUGAUUCCGCUCAUUAUCCUUGCGCAGACAUUAUUUCAAGUGCUUCAGAUUGCGAGCAGCUGGUGGAUGGCUUGGGCAAAUCCACAGACUAAAGGGGACCUUCCUAAGACUAGUAGCAUGGUUCUUCUUGUGGUUUAUAUGGCCCUUGCUUUUGGAAGCUCAUGGUGUAUAUUUGUUAGAGCCGUUCUGGUAGCUACAUUUGGUCUAGCAGCUGCACAAAAGUUUUUUACAAAGAUGCUUAGAAGUGUCUUUUGUGCACCAAUAUCUUUCUUUGAUUCUACCCCAGCUGGACGGAUCUUGAACCGCGUGUCUGUAGAUCAAAGUGUUGUGGAUCUUGAUAUUCCUUUCAGACUCGGUGGAUUUGCAUCAACAACAAUACAACUUCUCGGUAUAGUUGGUGUAAUGACAAAAGUUACCUGGCAAGUCUUGCUUCUAGUUGUCCCUAUGGCCAUUGCAUGCUUGUGGAUGCAGAAAUACUACAUGGCUUCAUCAAGAGAACUUGUUCGCAUAGUUAGCAUCCAGAAAUCUCCAAUCAUUAAUCUCUUUGGGGAGUCGAUUGCUGGAGCAGCUACAAUUAGAGGCUUUGGGCAAGAAAAGCGGUUCAUGAAGAGGAACCUUUACCUUCUUGAUUGUUUUGCUCGCCCCUUCUUCUGCAGCCUUGCUGCCAUUGAGUGGCUGUGCUUUCGCAUGGAACUAUUAUCAACCUUUGUAUUUGCAUUUUGCAUGAUUCUACUUGUGAGCUUUCCACAUGGAAGCAUUGAUCCAAGUAUGGCUGGUCUUGCUGUUACAUAUGGUCUUAAUUUGAACGCACGAUUAUCACGCUGGAUACUAAGCUUUUGCAAGCUUGAAAAUAAAAUUAUAUCGAUUGAGCGUAUUCAUCAGUACUGUCAAAUUCCAAGUGAAGCUCCGGCUAUUAUUGAGAACUCUCGCCCUCCAUCUUCAUGGCCAGAAAAUGGUACCAUUGAAUUGAUUGAUUUGAAGGUUCGUUACAAGGACAAUCUUCCUGUGGUCCUUCAUAAUAUAACCUGCACAUUUCCUGGUGGAAAGAAGAUUGGGAUUGUGGGCCGUACCGGAAGUGGUAAAUCUACUUUGAUCCAGGCUUUGUUCAGAUUAGUUGAACCUGCAAGUGGAAGAAUAAUAAUAGAUGGCAUUGAUAUUUCAACAAUUGGCCUCCAUGACCUGCGUAGUCGUCUGAGUAUCAUCCCACAGGAUCCGACAUUGUUUGAGGGGACCAUAAGGGGCAACCUUGAUCCACUUCAAGAGCACUCUGAUCAUGAAAUCUGGCAGGCCCUUGACAAGUCUCAACUUGGGGAAAUAAUCCGCCAAAAAGAGCGAAAACUUGACACUCCAGUGUUAGAGAAUGGAGAUAACUGGAGUGUUGGGCAGUGGCAACUUGUUUCACUAGGCCGGGCUUUGCUGAAGCAGGCACGGAUACUGGUGCUUGAUGAGGCAACAGCGUCCGUUGACACAGCCACCGAUAACCUCAUACAGAAGAUUAUCAGAACAGAGUUUAAUGACUGCACUGUUUGCACUAUUGCACAUCGUAUACCUACUGUUAUCGACAGUGAUCUGGUUCUGGUUCUUAGUGAUGGUCAAGUUGCAGAAUUUGAUACUCCUAUGCGACUAUUAGAGGACAAGUCUUCUAUGUUUAUGAAGCUGGUAUCCGAGUAUUCGACAAGAUCAAGUGGCAUGUCAGAUUUUGGGUUUUGAUGUCAUUCUCUAUACCACCUUGAAGAAAAACUGACAACAGCAGAUGAAUAUAGGAUGGACCAUCUGCAAUGCUCCCCCAAAUUCAGCAUUCGGCUAUCAAGAAUGGAGGAAACAACAGGAAUUUCUGUUGUGUAAUCAACCCAUGGAGGAAAAGGCUUAUAUAUAAACCUUUAUUGUGUUACUGCUCCUCAUAGCAGGAUGGGGGAAUCCAGCACAUGGUUAGUCCAAUCUGUAUAACAAAAAAUGGAAUUGGGUCUGUGAGGGUCAUUGGUAAUAAUUGUGCCAGCAGAAGAAAUAAGCUGGUCAUUUUUUUCAACAAGCAGUUUGGUGUCUAACCCGGAUGUUCAUCUUAAUGAAUUUGCAGAGCAUUGCAUCCAUGGUGCGGCCUUCCUGGUGAAUAUCGUUCUCAGAUGUUUAUUCUGACAUGUUGCAUCAGUUCCCCUCUCACCUCCCUUCCCUAAUCUGUAAGAUGUUCUUUGCAUUAAAUUUGUUCAUAUUAGAC
Molecule: messenger RNA, 5251 nt
Organism: Telopea speciosissima
Lineage: Eukaryota; Viridiplantae; Streptophyta; Magnoliopsida; Proteales; Proteaceae
Product: ABC transporter C family member 5-like
Exons: 11
Coding region: 142-4749 (1535 amino acids)
Biological process (GO): transmembrane transport
Cellular component (GO): vacuolar membrane; plant-type vacuole
Molecular function (GO): ABC-type transporter activity; ATP hydrolysis activity; ATP binding
Source: RefSeq, a predicted model, not a curated record